UCUCGGCCACCAUGUCCAGCCUCCAGGCCCUGUGCUCAGGCCUGCCCCUGCGGCCGCUCCCCGAGAACCGGGGACGCUGGCCUGGGGUGCCCCACGCCCCUGUCAGGACCCCCGGCCUCACCCCUUCUGAGGAGCAGCUGGCUCUGAAGAACGCCCUGCGCUACUUCCCCCCGGACGUGCAGAAGCAGCUGGCCCCUGAGUUCGCCCAGGAGCUGCGGCUGUACGGGCACAUCUACAUGUACCGCUUCUCCCCCACCAUUGAGAUGAGGGCCUACCCCAUCCAGCAGUACCCCUGCCGGACCAGAGCUGCCGCGGCCAUCAUGCACAUGAUCAUGAACAACCUGGACCCUGCCGUGGCCCAGUUUCCCCAGGAGCUCGUGACCUACGGAGGAAACGGACAGGUGUUCAGCAACUGGGCUCAGUUCUGGCUGACCAUGGCCUACUUGUCGCAGAUGACCGAAGAGCAGACGCUGGUCAUGUACAGUGGACACCCGCUCGGCCUCUUCCCCAGCAGCCCCUCCGCCCCCAGGCUGGUCAUCACUAACGGGAUGGUUAUUCCCAACUACUCCUCCAGGGCCGAGUACGAGAAGCUGUUUGCCUUGGGGGUCACAAUGUACGGCCAGAUGACGGCGGGCAGCUACUGCUACAUCGGGCCCCAAGGGAUUGUGCACGGCACUGUGCUCACUGUGCUGAACGCGGGACGUCGGUACCUGGGCGCCCAGGACCUGGCCGGGAAGGUCUUCGUCACCUCCGGGCUGGGCGGGAUGAGUGGGGCCCAGGCCAAGGCCGCAGUGAUCGUGGGAUGUAUCGGCGUGAUAGCAGAGGUGGACAAGGCCGCCCUCCAGAAGCGCCACCAGCAGGGCUGGCUGAUGGAGGUGACCGACAGCCUGGACCACUGCAUCGAGAGACUCAGGGUAGCCAGGAAGAAGAAGGAGGUGCUCAGCCUCGGGUACCACGGCAACGUGGUGGAUCUUUGGGAGCGCCUGGUCCGGGAGCUGGAGACCACGGGGGAGCUGUUGGUGGACCUGGGGUCAGACCAGACUUCCUGCCACAACCCGUUCAACGGCGGCUACUACCCCGUGCAGCUGGGCUUCGCCGAGGCCCAGAGCCUCAUGGCCUCCGACCCUGCCGCCUUCAAGGGCCUGGUCCAGGAAAGCCUGAGGAGGCACGUGGCCGCCAUCAACCGGCUGGCCCAGGAGAAAUUCUUCUUCUGGGACUACGGCAACGCGUUCCUCCUGGAGGCCAAGCGAGCAGGCGCUGACGUGGAGAAGAAGGGGGCCAACAAGACCGAGUUCCGCUACCCCUCGUAUGUGCAGCACAUCAUGGGGGACAUCUUCUCCCUGGGCUUCGGGCCUUUCCGCUGGGUGUGCACGUCGGGGGACCCCCAGGACCUGGCGCUCACGGACCAGCUGGCCACGUCUGUGCUGGAGGAGAUCAUUGCCGGCGGAGUGAACCCUGCGGUGAAGCUGCAGUACAUGGACAACAUCCGCUGGAUCCGGGAGGCGGCCAAGCACCGCAUGGUCGUGGGCUCCCAGGCUCGGAUCCUGUACUCGGACCAGAAGGGCCGCGUGGCCAUUGCCGUGGCCUUCAACCGCGCCAUCGCCAGUGGGAAGAUCAAGGCGCCGGUGGUCCUGAGCCGAGACCACCACGACGUGAGUGGCACAGACAGCCCCUUCAGGGAGACCUCCAACAUCUACGACGGCUCGGCCUUCUGUGCGGACAUGGCCGUGCAGAACUUCGUGGGAGAUGCCUUUCGCGGGGCCACCUGGGUCUCUCUUCACAACGGAGGAGGCGUCGGCUGGGGUGAGGUGAUCAACGGGGGAUUUGGCCUCGUGCUGGAUGGGACCCAGGAGGCGGAGCAGAGGGCCAGGAUGAUGCUCGGCUGGGAUGUCUCCAACGGAGUGGCCCGGCGCUGUUGGUCGGGUAACCCAAAGGCCUACGAGAUCAUCCGUCAGACCAUGCAGGAGAACGAGGGCCUGGUGGUGACGCUCCCUCAGGAGGUGGCUGACGAGCGCAUGCUCCAGCAGGCCCUGCAGGCGUGAGCCAAGCUGGCUGCCAGCCAAGGCCCCCCGUCCCCAGCCUGACCCUCACAGCCACUCUGCCCCCUCCACUGCCCACCUGGUCUCCAGGUCAGAAGUGCCACACCUCCCCUCACGCAGCCCUGCCCUCACCCACAGGCUCUGACCCCGCCACCCCCAGUUUGGCCGGGAGUCUGUUGAGGUCCUGAGAUCUGGGGACCACCUGUCCGUGGCCAUGACACCCCACUGGGCCCGAAUCCUCCCUGCAGCCCGCCAUGCCAUAGGGCCUGUGUACCACGAGACCCGCUGAGCUGGGUCGGCCAGGCCCUUUCCCGGCCCCGCUCUGUCCCGCCCUCCCCUCGGCUCGUCACUCUGCCUUCCCUUCAUCCCUCACCUCUGGCCUUGGGGCUCUGGCUGUGGGCACACCAAGGCCCAGGCCCAGGCCCUGAGUUUGGAGAGGUCAGCGGGGAGGGUGGACAGGGCAGUCCAAGCUUCCCCAGAGAGCUGUGUCCAGACAAGCUGGAGGUGGGAGGCGAGCCAGGCUCUGUCCUAAGGGAUAAGCGAUGCGUGGCUGGGGAAAAUGUGAGAGAGGAGAGUGCCACAGCAGGGAAACACAGUCCGUCAUUUAGGACAGAAGUCUGCUCAGGAGUCCUGGGCCCCGGGCAGGAACUGCACCUGGCCCCAGGCCGGAUUCGUGGGUUCCUUCCACCGCUGAGCGCCCCGGCAGAGGCCUUGCCUUUCCUGAAAUGGGCACUGUUGUGUUUGAUUUUUUGCCAGUUCCCACUUUCAGGGUCCUUCCCUCCCCGUCCCUGGUGGCCCCAUAUCCCCUCUUGAUGCUUCACCCACACACGCUCCACUCCCUCUGGUGCUGUGGAGGCCAGACUUGGAGGGGCCAGGAGAGGGGGGUAUGGGGGAGGGGACCCCUGAAGAGUGUUACCCGCUGAGGGCAGAGGCGAGCUUGCUGGGGUGUGGAUGCUUGUCUUGCUUGGCUCAAAUAAUAGGACCCCGGUCCAGACAAUCUUUGCUCUCCCUAGAAGAGGCCCCUGCAGGAGUCCCCACCCUCAGUCUAGGACAGAUCUGCCACCGUCCUGCUGCAGGACCAGGCCUGGGAGACCUGGUCCUGUGCCACUCACGGGGACCCUUUGUUAUC
Messenger RNA from Sorex araneus (European shrew), 3168 nucleotides. RefSeq names its product urocanate hydratase 1 (gene UROC1). Gene Ontology annotation, molecular function: urocanate hydratase activity. Lineage: Eukaryota; Metazoa; Chordata; Mammalia; Eulipotyphla; Soricidae. The coding region runs from base 12 to 2042 and encodes 676 amino acids. The record is from RefSeq and is a predicted model, not a curated record. Gene Ontology annotation, biological process: L-histidine catabolic process. The transcript has 20 exons.